CUUUUGAAGAUGGCGUCUUUGCCAUAGCAAAAGUGAAAAACUAUAUAAACAAGUAGAUGUGAUUUAGGAUGCCAAAUUCUUACCUCCAAGCUUCCUAAUUCAAUCUUCAAGGGUCUUUCUCACGUAAAAUUCUGUUCAUGUUUUUCCUCCUUUAAUACACACACUGAUGCGUCCAAAACUACCGCUCGCCAAACUCUUCCUCUUCCUUCUUCCUUAUUCCUUAUUUCAACCCAUCACCCUUCCCCUACCAGUUAUGAGUUAACAUAAUAGCAACCGAGAGAACUAAGAUCCUUUUUCAAAGAUUAAACGUAAAAUGGGAAGUUGAGAUUGGUUCUCCGUUUGUGAUCUUUAUCUUGCAGUUUAACUGUUUGAUAAAUUGUCUCAUAGAUGAAGGGAGAAGGGCAAUCAAGAUUUUUGUUUGGGAUUUCUCUUACAGAUAGACCCAAAUGGCAACAAUUUUUCAUUUGCUCUUCUGGCUUCUUCUUUGGCUACCUUGUUAACGGCAUUUGUGAGGAAUAUGUAUAUAAUAGGCUUCAAUUCAGCUAUGGAUGGUAUUUCACAUUCUUUCAAAGCUUUGUCUACUUGAUACUCAUAUACUUUCAAGGUUUCACUCCUAAACAAAUGGUGAACCCCUGGAAAUUAUAUGUUAAAAUCUCUGCUGUUCUUAUGGGUUCUCAAGGAUUGACCAAAGGGUCUUUGGCUUUUCUCAAUUAUCCUGCACAACUCAUGUUCAAAUCAACAAAGGUGUUACCUAUUAUGAUAAUGGGUGCCUUCAUUCCUGGAUUGAAAAGGAAGUACCCACUACAUGAAUAUGUUUCUGCUGUUCUUUUAGUUGUUGGCUUGAUACUCUUCACUUUGGCUGAUGCCAACUCUUCUCCAAAUUUUAGCCUUAUCGGUGUUGUGAUGGUUUGCGGAUCUUUAAUCAUGGAUUCAUUUCUGGGUAAUUUGCAAGAAGCAAUCUUUACCAUUAAUCCAUAUACUACACAGAUGGAAAUGCUAUUCUGCUCAACGGUUGUUGGAUUGCCUUUUCUAGUUCCGCCAAUGAUCAUAACAGGCGAAUUGUUUAAAGCAUGGCAUUCAUGCUAUGAACAUCCUUACAUAUAUGGGGUCUUGGUGUUUGAAUCUGUGGCCACAUUUAUCGGUCAAGUAUCUGUUUUAUCACUCGUUGCUCUUUUCGGUGCUGCUACCACUGCCAUGGUAACAACCGCAAGAAAGGCGGUAACUUUAUUGUUAUCUUAUAUGAUAUUUACAAAACCAUUGACCGACCAACAUGGGUCAGGGCUAAUACUGAUAGCCAUGGGUGUGAUCUUGAAGAUGUUGCCGAACCAUAAGGUUCCAGGAACCACUCAAUGGUCAGACACUGGGAAACAAGUGAAAUGGCACCUUAAAGAACAAAAGAGUGCAGAUCUUGAAGAAAAGAGGCCUCUGGUGUAAGAUGGUCAACAAAUUUCAAUGGCUUAGAUUAAUCCUUAGCAGAUUUCUUGAGAAAAGUACGUGAAAUUAUAAGUGGGAUUUCACUUUUGGCUCAUUAGAUCAAACAGUGUUGUAUAAAGUCCCUUUCUUGAGAUAGAAAUGAAGUCCAU
Cynara cardunculus var. scolymus (artichoke) is the source of this 1583-nucleotide messenger RNA. Its product is annotated as UDP-galactose/UDP-glucose transporter 2-like. The transcript is spliced from 7 exons. Lineage: Eukaryota; Viridiplantae; Streptophyta; Magnoliopsida; Asterales; Asteraceae. The record is from RefSeq and is a predicted model, not a curated record. The coding region runs from base 388 to 1434 and encodes 348 amino acids. Gene Ontology annotation, molecular function: transmembrane transporter activity. Gene Ontology annotation, cellular component: Golgi membrane; endoplasmic reticulum membrane. Gene Ontology annotation, biological process: transmembrane transport.